Molecule: messenger RNA, 2436 nt
Organism: Triplophysa rosa
Lineage: Eukaryota; Metazoa; Chordata; Actinopteri; Cypriniformes; Nemacheilidae
Product: DBH-like monooxygenase protein 2 homolog
Exons: 14
Coding region: 51-1826 (591 amino acids)
Biological process (GO): octopamine biosynthetic process; dopamine catabolic process; norepinephrine biosynthetic process
Cellular component (GO): secretory granule membrane
Molecular function (GO): copper ion binding; dopamine beta-monooxygenase activity
Source: RefSeq, a predicted model, not a curated record
AAACGUCUCAGAAAGAGAAAGAUCAUCCGUCAGGUCUAUUAGAGGGUGAUAUGGGUCUGUUAUCUGUUGUUCUGCUUCUGCUCUUGAUUUCAGUCCAGUCGUGCUGGGCUCAGGAUGAUCCUCUUCUUCCCUUCUCUGAACACCUGGAUCCCGAGCAAAAGGUACGACUGAAGUGGGGAUUCGAUGAGGUCCAGGACACCAUCCUGUUCCAGCUCACCGUCAACACCAGCGGUUGGGUCGGUUUGGGCUUCAGCCCCAAAGGAGGAAUGACCGGAGCUGAUAUUGUCAUUGGAGGAGUUGGACAAAACGGCAGUUAUUUUACGGACCGUCAUGCUGUGGGUAAUUCCAUGCCUGUGGUUGACCAGCGACAAGACUACAAACUCCUGUCUCUGAACGAGUCUGAUGGACAAACAGUCAUGAAGUUUCAGAGGUCCAUCAAGUCCUGUGAUGAAUAUGAUUUACCCAUCACUACUGAUCCCAUCAAGCUCAUCUAUGCGUACGGACAGACUGAUGACAUCAAGUACCACGGUACCCGAAGGGGCACGAAGGAGGUGAACCUGUUGAGAUACAUGCCUAAGGUCACCCCUACAGACAGCAAGUAUUUCGACAUGAUCAUGGUCAAUUUCACGGUGCCAGCCAACCAAACCUACUAUCACUGCAAGAUCAUGAGAACUCCAGAUUUCGAUCAGAAGCAUCACAUUUAUCGAAUUGAGCCGUUGAUCCAAAACAUGGAUCUCGUGCAUCACCUGCUGCUGUAUCGCUGCCCGCCGGGUGUGACAGAAAUCUAUGAAUCACAAUGUUACACAGAAAUGAGUAAUGAAAAAUGUAUGGAGGUCGUGGCGGUGUGGGGAAUUGGCGGAGGGGCUUUUGAACUUCCUGAAGUGGCGGGUCUUCCAAUUGGAGGGAAUGAUGGUGAUGUUCUCUACAGGCUUGAAGUGCAUUACAACAACCCAAAUAAAACCGCAGGUCGAGUUGAUCACUCAGGUCUACGGUUCUAUUACACAUCUAUACUCCGUCAGCACGAUGCAGCCGCACUCAUGACGGGGCUGGAGGUCCGCUCCAGAUACGCCAUCCCACCCCGGGCAAAGACUUUCCUCACGUAUGGCCUGUGUGACACUGCUCAUUUCGCACAGGUUCUUCCUGAGACUCCACAAGAUCUUCAGGUGUUCUCUGUAAUGUUACACACACACUUGGCUGGACGGAAGGUGCGAGUCGGCCACUUCAGAGAUGGAAAACAGAUUGAUCUUCUAGCUGUGGAUGAACAUUACGAUUUUGAAUACCAGGAGGUGGUAAACCUGGGUAAAACUAAGACAGUGAAGUUGGGUGACAAAUUACUGGUGCAGUGUACCUAUAAUACAGAAAACCGCACAAAACUCACAUGGGGGGGUCUCUCGACUUCAAAUGAAAUGUGCUUGGCGUUCCUCUACUACUAUCCCGCUAUGAAUCUGAGCGGUUGUCUGAGCAGCCCUGAUUCCAACGCUUUAAUAGCUGAAAUGGGGGCAACAAAUAAUAUUAACUGGCUCAAUAUGAUGUUAUCAAAGACAUGGAAUGACACAUCUAUCUAUGAAUACCAACAAACGCUGAAGAGGAUCAAUCAGACACUCAUAGUUUCUAAUUCAAACCAGAACGAGUCAUACAACACGGGAACGAUUCCUGACCUCAUACUCACUCAUUCUGCACCCUGUCAGAACGCGUCAUCCAACAUGGGAACGACUCCUAAUCUCGGAGUCACUCAUUCUGCACCCGGUGUAAACGGCUGUCCAAAUGAACGUCUUGCUUGGAUGUCUCUGCUUCUAUGCUUGGCGGUGCAAUGGAUCUCUUCAUGAAACAUCUUUAUUUAGCAACAUAUUUUGGCAACUUCAACCUCACUUAAUCCUGCAGUCUGUAAAACUAUUAAACUUUCACUGUAUUAAAGUGAUAGUUCACCAAAAAUGAUUUACUCACCCUCUUGUCAUUUCAAACCUUUAUGACUUUCUUUCUUCCGCAGAACACAAGAAAAGUUGGUAACCGAGCAGCACUGGACCCCAUUCACUUCUAUUGUGUGGACACAAAACCAGUGCAAGUGAAUGGGGUCCAGUUAGCAACAUUCUUCAAAAUAUCUUCUUUUGUGUUCUGCGGAAGAAAGAGGUUUUAAAUGGCAAGAGGGUGAGUAAAUGAUGACAGAAUUUUUCUUUUUUGGGUAAACUAUCCCUUUAACAAAACAUAAUAUGGUUGAGAUGGCUUUUCUUGUACAAUAAGCAUUCAGUGUAGCAAAAAAUGGGGUAAUAUGAAAACAAUCUGGUCAGAUUUUAGCCUAUAUCUAGUGAUCUAGUGGUUUUUGAUGAUAAAUGCAUCUUUCAAUAAUACAAAUAGUUUAUUUUUGGCUUUUUACGAACGUAUCUUACAAUCAUGUCUUACAUCUUACUAUCAACUGUUUAAAAUAAAAAAAAACUGGUG